Molecule: messenger RNA, 1986 nt
Organism: Didymodactylos carnosus
Lineage: Eukaryota; Metazoa; Rotifera; Eurotatoria; Philodinida; Philodinidae
Source: the annotation of a GenBank genome assembly
AUGAAGUGUCAGGUCGCAUUUAUUUUAUUCGCUUUAUAUUAUCUGGGCUUAUUCUAUUCGAGUGAACAAAUUGAAUUUAGGGAAAUACAAGAUGAAUUAGAUAAAGAAUGGGCAUCAAAGAGUCACAAUAAGUUGCAUGGGAAGCCACAAGAACAUCGACGACGAUAUCCGUUUGGAAAAGAGCAGAAUCCCCAUGCUCAUGUACAUUCAAGAAAACGUCUCGGUUGUUUUGCCGAGUUUCCUGCCACAUCUGUUAAUAUCCAGGAUAUUAUUGGGGCACAAGUGGCACAAAUAUUAGACGAUGAGACAUUAAGUGACGAUGCACGUGAACAUGUUAUUGCAGAAAUAGCACUUGGAGUUUCAUCUGCUUUACUGUCAAAAAAACACUUUUUACAAGAGUUUGAAUUCCCGAAAGAAUUGUGUUCAUUUCGCCCUGAACCAGUUUGUGAUCGUCAGGCAAAAUAUCGUGAAAUUUCGGGUAUAUGUAAUAAUCUUGACAGGCCAUAUGAUGGUAGUGCCGGAACAACAUAUUCUCGCAUAUUGGAACCCGAUUACGACGAUGGAAUAGGUCAAAGAAGAUCCAAGUCAAAGGCAGGUGGUUUAUUGCCGUCAGCACGUGAAUGCAGUUUAAAGCUAUUUACAAAUACAACACGAUUUUCUCAAUUAUUUACAAAUUAUUUUGUCAUAUUUGGUCAAUUUAUGGUUCAUGAUGCAACAUUUGCUGGACCAGGAAACGAUAAAAAUGGUAAACAAAUAUCAUGCACUUGUAACAGUGUUGAUAGUGAUGGAUGUGUGAACAUAGCAAUUCCACCAAACGAUCCAUUUAUGUCUGAUCAAAAAUGUAUGGCCAUUCCAAUAGUAGCUGAAGGGUUUCCUAAUCAUGCCUGUUCGUUAGGUGUACGAGAACAAAAGAAUGCAAACACGCACCAUCUUGAUAUGUCAGUGGUAUACGGAAGUAGCAAAGCAUUAUCAGAUAAUCUCCGCGAACAUAACGAUGGUUUAUUGAGAACAACUAAUGUGAAACCAUUGCAAGAGUAUUUGCCUACACUAGAUAACGGAAAAUCAUGUGGGGAUGGAGACCCCACAGUCAAAUGUUUUAUAGCUGGUGAUGGACGUGUUUUGGAGAAUCUUGUAUUAACUUCCAUAACGACACAAUGGGUGCGUUUUCAUAAUCAAUUAGCAAGAACAUUAAAAAAAUUACACGCCGACUGGUCCGAUGACACGUUAUUUGAAGAAGCGAAAAAAAUUAAUGUAGCCGUGUAUCAAAGUCAAGUCUACAACGAUUAUUUACGCGUUUUACUUGGAAAAACUCUUUGGAAAAAACACUUUUCAAACGAUAAGCCCGUUCGAUAUGAUCCAAAAAAAUCAGCAUCAGUUUGGACCGAAUUUGCUUCAGCUGCAAUGCGUUGUCACACAUUUGUUCGUAGCUUUUAUAGCCGCGCAACACGUGACUAUCAAUUUAUCGACCAAAAAUCGCUUAAAGAAAUUAGCGGUCGUGCUACAAUAGCUUGGGACCUUGCUAAUGGUGGUUUAGAUGCAAUAAUGCGUGGUGCCGUCUGUGAUUUUGGAUCAUCAUGGGAUCUCAGUUUUAGCGAUGAUAUAAGACAUCAUUUAUUUGAAUCAACAGGAAACUUUUCUACUAAACGUUUUGAUUUGACAUCAAUGAAUAUAAAUCGUGCACGAGCACAAGGUAUGCGUGGUUAUAAUUCCUAUCGAGAAUGGUGUGGAUUAAAACGUGCAGAGACAUUUGAAGAUUUUGACGAUUCGAUAGAUGAUGACAGAAUCCAGCAACUGAAAGAUACAUAUGCGUACGUAUAUUGUCAACUUAAAGCAAUCGAAAAGUACUCACACCGAAGUUUUAUGUGUGAUACAAUAGAAACAGACACGAUGCAGGCAGAUCCUUACCGACCUCGCUCAAUUGACGGAAAUAGUGCGUCAUCAUGUAAGAAAAACACUCCGGGUUUCGAUUUCAGUGCAUGGAAAUAA